AGCAGACAGCCAUCACUGAGUAGAGUGCGAGUCUAGAGAUGUCAUUUCGUUUCUUUUAAAACCCAUUGGAUUCUGUCAAAUAAAAAUCAAGAAGAAAGAAAAAUGGAAAACGGUAAGAAAUGGGGUUUCAGUGCAAAUAAUGAGAUUGAUUCAGCUUCUGGUGUUACAGUUAGAGGGGUUCUAAACACUUUGAUGAAUUCUAUAAACCUUGAAGAUAAAAGACAGCCUAUUCCUCUUGGUUAUGGUGAUCCUUCGGCUUCUCCAUGUUUCAGAACAACUAAAAUAGCUGAAGAUGCUAUCGUUGAUUCGCUUCGUUCAGCCAAGUUUAAUGGUUAUUCAUCCACUGUUGGUAUUCUUCCUGCCAGAAGGUCUAUAGCAGAUUAUCUAUCUCGUGAUCUUCCAUAUAAGCUAUCACCUGAGGAUGUUUUCCUCACAAUUGGUUGUGCACAAGCGAUCGAGAUUGCAAUGAUGGUAUUCGCUCGACCUGGUGCUAAUAUAUUGCUACCUAGACCAGGGUAUCCGUAUUAUGAGGCCUGUGCUGGUUUUAGGAAGCUGGAGUAUCGACAUUUUGAUCUUUUACCAGACAAAGGUUGGGAGGUCGACCUUGAAGCUGUAGAAGCUCUUGCUGAUGAGAAUACCGUUGGAAUGGUUAUAAUCAACCCAGGAAACCCUUGUGGAAGUGUCUACUCAUAUGGGCAUUUAAAGAAGGUUGCUGAGACUGCCAAGAAACUCGGAAUUCUUGUGAUAGCGGAUGAAGUUUAUGGUCAUCUCACAUUUGGAAGUAAUCCAUUUGUGCCAAUGGGAGUUUUUGGGUCAACAGCUCCUGUCCUUACACUUGGGUCUAUAUCAAAGAGAUGGAUAGUACCUGGUUGGCGAAUUGGUUGGCUUGUUGCCAGUGAUCCCAAUGGCGUUCUAAAAGAAACAAAGGUUCUAGAUUCAAUUAUAAGCUGCCUAAAUAUCUCUGGAGACCCUGCAACUUUUAUCCAGGCUGCCAUUCCUCAAAUUAUUGAAAAAACAACGGACGACUUCUUCAACAAUGUUAUUAGUAUCUUGAGGAAAUCGGCUGAAUUUGUGCAUGAUCAAAUUAAGGAUGUCUUCUGCCUUACUUGCCCCCACAAACCAGAAGGAUCCAUGUUCGUGAUGGUGAAGCUCAAUUCAAAUCUUUUGGAAGACGUCAACGAUGAUACGGAGUUCUGUCUCAAAUUAGCUAAAGAGGAAUCCCUCAUUAUUCUUCCAGGAACUGCGGUUGGACUGAAAAAUUGGCUGCGCAUAACUUUUGCUAUUGAACCAACUUCUCUGCAAGAUGGACUUCUGAGGUUAAAAGCUUUCUGCCAGCGACAUGCCAAGAAAUAAAUGUGGCUACGUUUACCCAGUAAUGAUUUGUAGUUGCUAAAGAUUGUUAUCCUAUGCGUUCCAUUAGUUAAGUUGUUGCAAGUAUUUACUAGUUUUGGCCCUACCCUCAACAUUGUAGAGGAAGAAGCCCAUACGAUAUUUCUCCAGAGUUAAAUAUAUGUGACAUUGUAUGAGACAGUGGAACCCAAAAGUAGAACCCCAUUCCAUGACCAACCUUAGGAGUUAUGAGGUUUAUUUAUCGAAAAUGAUAGAAAACACUGGAUUUAAUCGCUUGUUACUCCCGUAUUAAAACUUGCAAAAUUAAGAGAGCUUGAGAAAUGAGAUAACCACUCUGAUAUUUAUUCAUGUUGGGAGCUAGCUUACUGUCGGAGAAAAAUGAGUUUUUAAU
Molecule: messenger RNA, 1741 nt
Organism: Papaver somniferum (opium poppy)
Lineage: Eukaryota; Viridiplantae; Streptophyta; Magnoliopsida; Ranunculales; Papaveraceae
Product: probable aminotransferase TAT2
Exons: 7
Coding region: 103-1353 (416 amino acids)
Biological process (GO): amino acid metabolic process; biosynthetic process
Molecular function (GO): pyridoxal phosphate binding; transaminase activity
Source: RefSeq, a predicted model, not a curated record